This is a messenger RNA of Cyprinodon variegatus (sheepshead minnow), 4039 nucleotides long. It is a transcript of the gene nlgn3b, whose product is annotated as neuroligin-3-like. The transcript is spliced from 7 exons. Gene Ontology annotation, cellular component: synapse; postsynaptic specialization membrane; cell surface. Gene Ontology annotation, biological process: synaptic vesicle endocytosis; chemical synaptic transmission; modulation of chemical synaptic transmission. Gene Ontology annotation, molecular function: neurexin family protein binding; signaling receptor activity. Lineage: Eukaryota; Metazoa; Chordata; Actinopteri; Cyprinodontiformes; Cyprinodontidae. Bases 618 to 3074 code for a protein of 818 amino acids. The record is from RefSeq and is a predicted model, not a curated record.
CUCCACCAGGCUCUCUGAGCCUAAAGGUGUUUAGCCGAUGUGGGCAAAUUGGACAUGAAUCCUAUUUAUUUCAUUUUAUUUAUUUAUUUUAAUCGUUAUUUAGAGAGAGUGGGGUGAACGCGCUGUCGUAUCCCGGUGGUUGCCUGGUAACGCGCUGGCAGUGGGCGCCGUAGAGAGAUCUGUGUGGUGGGCGCUCCAUUAAAACCGUUGGCGCUCCUGACCUUGGCGUCGUGAAUGCGCAAAGCACGCAGGCUGUGCGAAGCAGCAGAUAAGAGCGAAGAUCCGUGUGUCUGAUAAUCCUAAACCAGGGGAGGAUAUUCUCUUCAGAUCUCCAUCCUCUCCUGCCUCUUGUCCUGCAAUCCUGACUGACUCGACUGGUAUGGAGGAAAAUGCUGGGAUGGAGCGCGUUUCAGCUGGUGUAGAAGCAGAUCUAUGCACAUUGACAUGAAAACAGGAAGCAGGGCCUAUCCAUUUCUGGCUGCAACUUGUUGGGAUUUGACAACCGUUGGAUUUAAAGACGAAUCGAGUGAUGCCUGUUUGACAGGGUCAGCGCAGAGGGUCUAAACAGACACUAGAUUGUGCAUUAGUGUUGUACACCGCCCUGUCCUGCCCAGACCAUGCUGGCUACACUUGGAGGCCAUCUGUUGCCUGCACACCUGUUAAAUCAGAGAGGACCUGCAGCCGUCGCUCGCUGCGCUCUCCUUUGGUGGAUGUUAUGUUCUUACUGCUCCCUGGCCAAAGCAACAACCCAGAAGUUCUACCCGACUGUGACCACCCAGUUUGGGAAGCUACGGGGCCUCAGGGUGCCUGUGCCCAGCGAGGUCCUCAGACCUGUCGAUCAGUAUCUCGGAGUCCCCUACGCCGCCCCGCCUGUUGGGGAAAAGCGCUUCAUGCCCCCCGACCAGCCAUCACCAUGGUCGGGCGUCAAGAACGCCACCCACUUCAUGCCUGUGUGCCCCCAGAACAUCCACAACACGGCGCCGGAGAUCAUGAUGCCCAUAUGGUUCACCUACAACCUGGACACCGUAGCCACCUACAUUCAGGAUCAGAGCGAGGACUGUUUGUAUCUAAACAUCUACACCCCGACGGAGGACGGGAGCCAGCACAAGAAAAGGGGGGCGGCUUUCUCAAACGCUGAGAUUCAUAUAUCUGAAGAUAUAAGGGAUUCGGAAGCCCGACCUGUGAUGGUUUACAUCCACGGAGGCUCCUAUAUGGAGGGCACUGGGAACAUGAUGGAUGGCAGCAUUCUGGCCAGUUAUGGGAACGUCGUCGUCGUCACGCUCAACUACAGGAUCGGAAUAUUAGGUUUCCUCAGCACUGGUGACCAAGCAGCAAAGGGAAACUAUGGCAUCCUGGAUCAGAUUCAGGCCCUGCGGUGGAUAAGUAAAAACAUUGGCUACUUCGGAGGAGAUCCGGGCCGCGUUACAGUCUUCGGAUCUGGGAUUGGAGCUUCGUGCGUCAGUCUGCUGACCCUGUCCCAUCACUCAGAGGGUCUGUUCCAUAGAGCCAUCAUCCAAAGCGGUUCAGCACUCUCCAGCUGGGCUGUCAACUACCACCCAGUCAAGUACACUCGCAUGCUCGCUGAGAGGGUUGGCUGCAACGUGUUGGACACGGUGGACAUGGUGUCCUGCCUACAAAAGAAGAGCGCCAAGGAGCUCGUAGAGCAAGACAUCCAGGCCGACCGCUACCGAGUGGCUUUCGGCCCCGUCAUCGACGGUGACGUGAUCCCAGAUGAUCCUGAGAUCCUGAUGGAGCAGGGGGAGUUCCUAAAUUACGACAUCAUGCUGGGUGUGAAUCAGGGAGAGGGGCUUCGCUUCGUGGAGAGCGUGAUGGACCUGGAGGACGGCGUCUCCGGAAGCGACUUUGACUUCGCCGUGGCGAAUUUCGUGGAUAGCUUGUAUGGUUACCCAGAGGGUAAGGACACCCUGAGGGAGACAAUUAAAUUUAUGUACACAGACUGGGCUGACAAGGACAACCCAGAGACCAGGAGGAAGACCCUUGUGGCCCUCUUCACUGACCAUCAGUGGGUGGAGCCAUCAGUGGUGACAGCUGACCUGCAUGCCCGCUACGGCUCACCUACAUACUUCUACGCCUUCUAUCACCACUGCCAGAGCCUCAUGAAGCCGGUGUGGUCCGAUUCAGCGCACGGAGAUGAGGUGCCUUAUGUAUUCGGCAUCCCAAUGGUGGGCCCCACUGAUCUGUUCCCCUGCAACUUCUCCAGGAAUGACAUCAUGCUCAGCGCCGUGGUUAUGACGUACUGGACCAACUUUGCAAAGAGCGGGGAUCCUAACAAGCCAGUCCCACAGGACACCAAGUUCAUCCAUACCAAGGCCAACCGCUUUGAGGAGGUGGCCUGGUCCAAGUAUGACCCCUACGACCAGCUCUAUCUGCACAUCGGCCUGAAGCCUCGGAUCCGUGACCACUAUCGAGCCACGAAAGUAGCUUUCUGGAAACACCUGGUCCCCCAUCUCUACAACAUUCACGAUGUUUUCCACUACUCAUCGACCACCACCAAAGUCACCCCCCUGGACCCCACCCAGUCCAACGGCAAGAGGUCUGGCAGCACAGGCCGGCCUCCCAUGUCCACUUCCCACAGUGACGGGGAGGGUGGGAGAGAGAUGGGUCCUCUGAUUAUGCCCAACCCCAGAGAUUACUCCACGGAGCUCAGCGUCACCAUCGCCGUGGGAGCAUCGCUGCUCUUCCUCAACGUCUUGGCCUUCGCCGCCCUGUACUACCGCAAGGACAAGCGCAGUCGCCAGGAGACUUCACAGCAGCCCAGUCCACAACGCGAUAGCAAAGGCAACAAUGCGAGCCAUGCCAACACAGUGGACGAGACCCUGUCAUCUCAGCAAAGGAGCCCGUGUGAAGCGCUUCAUAAUCCUCUCCACGCCUCACCCAGCUACUCUCUGAGCCAGCGCCGCUCCCCUGACGACAUCCCUCUGAUGACGCCCAACAACAUCACCAUGAUCCCCAACUCCCUGAUGGGUCUGUCCAACAUGAGUCCGUACAGCACCUUCCCCGCCGGCUACAGCUCCGCAGGCUUGCCCAGCACCCACUCUACCACUCGGGUAUAGCCUGGUGACAGAACACCAAACAUGAGCAUUCAAAGCUGUAUUUAGAAUGUGAACGUAAAUUAGGAUCGAGUAUGUUUGUCUUUUCCAAAGGUGUGACACCGCAAACAUCCUGCCUUUGCUCUUUCAUAGUAGGAAGUCUUACCUGCAGUCAUUUUAUAAUAAUCAUUGUCAAAGGCAGUUUAAAAGAAAACAAGUGCAUUUCAUUUUCCACUUUCUGGAUACUUGCCUAGCAGGAACUUAGUAUAAUGUUUAUACAGUCGGAUUUGUAUGGGAAGCUUUUUUCUUACUCUGUAAUAUCUAUUUUGCUCUCGCAGAACAAAGUGACACUACGACUCAUGACGGCUAGAGAGGAAAAACAGAGAAGCAUUACUACCGUUGCUAUUAUCCAGCUAUUUUAUACACAUUUCUCAUGUCAUAUUGCUUAUUAUGAAAAAAAAGUAUUUUUACUCUAAUUACUUUCCAAACGCCUUGUACAUCUCUUUAACACUAAAUUACUGUGGAAGCAUAGCUGCAGUGGAUGAUGAAUGAAACACACCAUGAAAUCUAAGGAGGACAUAGAGAGACACGGAAAAAGAAAUACUACCAUUUAGAAUCAAAAAUUUAAAUAAUUUCAUUAAAAAUCCAGUUGAAAAGCAUUUUGUAUUUGCACAUUUUAAGUUGUAUUUUUAAAGAGGAAUUGCAAAUUGUAUUUAUUGAUCAUUAAUAAGUAGUGCAAUUUAAACAUGUGUUUUUUCGUUCAUAUUUCUAAAUAAAGAUUUAUAAGCUUUUACUGAUAAUAAGCUGUAGCUAAACUAUUUUGUGAGUUGCUUCUGCACUGCUUAUAUGGUUUAACAAAAAUGUUAAUCGGAUGCAACUAAACCAUUAAUAAAUUAAAACUAGCCUGUUUAUGAGCUUUAUGUAAACUGUUGAAAGGCUGUAAUUGUUGGGUUACAAAAAUAAAAGGAGAGGAUGACGUAAAAAGAAAA